UAAUAACGUUCUGUCUGUACUGAGAAAAAGCUUUCAACAGACUUCUAGAUGAAAAAGUGAGCAGUUCGAGGUCAAACUUGGCAACUAUCCAUCAGAGACUUUAUAAAAAAUAAUCUUUACUUCAUAAUCAAUAUCACAAUCGAUAUCAGACUGUAUCAUUUCAAAUGCAAGUACAAUCAUACCACGUGAUAUUUACUUACUCUCCCAGCACCUGACACUACUAUAAAAACAUCGUGUAUAUUUUAUAUUUUUACCCAGACGGAUCUUCGAUCGAGUGAAUUUAAACCAAGUUGGUUCUCUUUAAGUCUUCGCUCCUUGAAGGAGAGUCGACCAAAAAUCAGAUUAGAAUCUGCGUCAAGAUAUGUAAACAGUAAACAGAAAGAUGAAUCGAAGUCAGUACAUAGAGUACCUAAACAGAGAACUUUACAUUCGCGAAACCAACCGUAAAACCGUCUCUACAUCAUUAGCAAUCGUUUUCAUCGUGCUUGAAGUGGGCGGCAACUUCGUAGUGUGCUAUGCGGUCCUCAAAACGAAAAAGCUCUAUUCCCUAACCAACUUCUUCCUCGUGAUAUUAUCGCUAUCAGACCUUGUAAGAGGAAUAGUCUUGAUGCCAAUAUGGAUCGAUGUCUUAUUGAAUGGACAGAAAAACUUUACUGACAACGGCUGUAAGUUCACAGGAUUUACAUCGUCAUUUUGUAUUAUUGGAAAACUUUUUACAGUACUUUUGAUCUGCAUGAAUCGUCUAACAAGGGUUUAUCGACCAUCGACUUAUGAUUGGUUGUUUCAAAAAUGGUUUGCCGUAGCCAUGGUGACAGUCACGUGGCUAACUGCGCUUACAGUCGUCAUUAUUCUAACGACUUCAGGUCUCGCCAAGAUCGAAUUCCAUCCCGGAAGAGCGAUAUGUCUGCUCAUAUUUGAAGACCAAAGUGUUUUUCAGGACCUCGUUGUAGCACAGUUUAUCUUCAGUGUCAUCAUCCCUCUAUGUUUGAACGUUCUGUCACAUUUCAAGGCCUUCAACGAUCUAAAAGAACACAAGAGAGAAGCAGGAGGAAAAAUAAGAGUGCAGAUUUUCAACAAAAGACACGACGAAGUUGAAAAUGAACUCGAAAACCAUGGCCAUGACAUCGAAGCUACACGAACCCUCCUUGGAGUAGUAUAUGGGUAUAUAUUUUGUAGUACCAUUACAACGAGUAUUAUCCUGGCCGAUGCAUUUAGACCUUAUUAUUUUGACCGAGGUACUCAUCUGGCUUUGACAUUCUUUUUAUUUGUAAAUGGAAUCAUAAAUCCAGCGCUUUUUAGCCGCACGAACAAGCCUUUUCGGGACGUUUGCCUGGAAAUCUUUGGCUGUAAAUGGAGCAGACGAGUUAUUCAUGUACAGUAGGAAGAAAUUGAAAGACGUCAAAAAGAUCAAAGAUCUUUAACUCUAUCAAAUCCCAAAACUACUUGAUUUUAGAAUGGGACUCCAACACUUGCUUUGCUCCCUUCAGGACACAAUUCAUGCGACAACAACGAAGAAACUUUCCUGGCGGCGCACCUAUGCAGGACUUCAUUUUGAGCUAAAGUCAAAAUCGUCAACAACGUUCGUUGUGGAUUUGCAUGGGAACAACAAGAGAAUCGGUUGGCUAAUGUACAGUUUCAGUUUACUUACUAUUUCGCUUCUCAUUGGUCGAUAGCCUUCAGUCAAUGUCUAAUAUCGUGUGAACUUGACAUGAUGUAUGAUAAAUGUAUUUUCUGUAGGUUUUCCUGCAGAUAACACAUUCUUUAUGUCAAGUUUAUUCAAGGUCAUAUUGGAGAUUGAAAUACGUUUGCUAUUUUUGCUAGCAGAAUUAAAUCUUUAUUCUUAGUCUACAGAAUUUAAAAUAAAACAAUUAUUUGAUGGAUAUUUGAUGCUUACUUCUCCAAGAGUGUCGUCUCAAGACAAGGUGGAGAUCUACAAUACAUUUAUUUGUCUAUCGUGGUCUAUGUUUUCCCA
Messenger RNA from Actinia tenebrosa (Australian red waratah sea anemone), 1972 nucleotides. RefSeq names its product melatonin receptor type 1B-like. Gene Ontology annotation, cellular component: membrane. Gene Ontology annotation, biological process: G protein-coupled receptor signaling pathway. NCBI's taxonomy places the organism in Eukaryota, Metazoa, Cnidaria, Anthozoa, Actiniaria, Actiniidae. The record is from RefSeq and is a predicted model, not a curated record. Gene Ontology annotation, molecular function: G protein-coupled receptor activity.